ACCACCACCACUUGUUUUCUCCUCCUCUCAAUCAGUCAAUCUCCACCUCCCCUCUCUCUCCUCUCCUACGUUGUUGUUCGGUUUGUGCAAGCCAAGCUAGCCUAGAGCAAGCAAGCAAGGACAUGGCUGCCGCUGUGUCCUUCUCGGCGGCUUCUCGGCUGCGAGCUCUUCCCACGUGGUCUAGCUCCGUAUCCGGCGACGACCACUCCGCCCUGGCCAUGUCGGUGCCGGCGCGCCCCCGUUCUGCACGGCCACUGCGGUCGCCGGCGCGGAUGAUGGGCAACGUCAACGCGGGGAAGGGGCUGUUCGCGCCGCUCGUCGUGGUGGCGCGCAACAUCAUCGGCCGCAAGCGCUUCAACCAGCUCAGGGGGAAGGCCAUCGCGCUACACUCCCAGGUGAUCACCGAGUUCUGCAAGACCAUCGGCGCCGACUCGAAGCAGAGGCAGGGCCUGAUCCGCAUCGCCAAGAAGAACGGAGAGAAGCUCGGAUUCCUUGCCUGACGUGUGAUGGCCGACUCCCUUCCCGCCGCUCUUUCAUUCUAAGCUUUACUAUUUUAUUGAAUAGACGACGACGAUAUGAUGAUUAUUAUGCUACGAUUAAGUCUAAGUGAUGAUGAUGCUACCUUGGUCCGUCUUGGUCGA
Messenger RNA from Phragmites australis (common reed), 641 nucleotides. Its product is annotated as protein PROTON GRADIENT REGULATION 5, chloroplastic-like. The record is from RefSeq and is a predicted model, not a curated record. The transcript is spliced from 2 exons. Lineage: Eukaryota; Viridiplantae; Streptophyta; Magnoliopsida; Poales; Poaceae. Gene Ontology annotation, cellular component: chloroplast. Gene Ontology annotation, biological process: photosynthetic electron transport in photosystem I; response to high light intensity. Gene Ontology annotation, molecular function: electron transfer activity. The coding region runs from base 123 to 500 and encodes 125 amino acids.